UCCAAGCUGUGAAGCCACAGUCAUGCUGCUGGUCUGCCUCACUGUCCUCGGCCUAAACGCCUAUUAUUCUCCCUGCGCCGCUGCCCCACCGAGGGACCACAGUCUUCACCUGAAGUCUGUUCCCCCCACGUCCACGAGAAACAAGCUGCUGCUCAUCUCCUUCGAUGGCUUCCGCUGGGACUAUGACCGCAACACUGACACCCCUCAUCUGGAUAAGAUGGCAGAGGACGGGGUAAAAGCAACCUAUGUUACUCCAUCUUUCAUCACCAUAACCAGCCCAUCUCAUUUCACGAUGGUGACAGGGCGUCACAUUGAGAAUCACGGCGUGAUCCACAACAUGUGGUUUAACACCACUACGCAAGAGAGGAAGCAGUACUACCAGACGCAGUUUGUCGAUUCCUACUGGGACAACGGCAGCUUACCCAUCUGGAUAACAGCGCAGAGACAGGGGCUAAAAACGGGAUCUCUGCAUUUCCCUGGCACUGCAGCCACCUACAGAGGAGAGACAGUGAUGGUGAGACAAGUGGAGUCUCCCGUCUAUGAUUACUCCGAUGAGGCCGACUGGAGGAUGAACGUGGACAAGGUGAUUGGCGAGUGGUUCAAUCAACAGGACCUGGACUUUGUCUCUCUGUACUUUGGGGAGCCGGACCUCGCCGGACACAAGUACGGACCGGAUUCGCCAGAGGUGCGGGAAAUGGUCAAGCAAGUGGACCGCACCAUAGGCUACAUGAGGGACAAGAUCCAAGAGCAGGGCCUCACCGAGCGGCUCAACGUGAUCAUCACCACUGACCACGGCAUGAGCACAAUUUUCCGGGGUGAACAAGCCAACCAGAUUAUCCUGUCAAAGAUUCCCAACUUCAGCUUUAGGGAUAUCCAGUUCCAGCUGCUGGAUUACGGCUCUGUUGGCAUGCUGCUUCCUAAAGAGGGGAAGCUGGAGAAGGUGUACCAAGUUCUGAAGGGAAGCCACCCACAUCUGCAUGUGUACAAGAAGGAGGAGAUGCCAGAGAGACUGCACUACAGUAAACAUCCCCGACUCCUGCCCCUCAUCCUCAUCGCGGACACUGGGUAUAUUGUCAAUGGGUUUCUACCUUUAAACUACAACAAGGGCGACCACGGUUUCGAUAACGAAGCCUUGGACAUGAAAGCCUUCUUCAGGGCAGUGGGGCCCGACUUCCACAAAAACCUCCUGGUCGAUCCCUUCGACAUGACCGACGUGUACCCACUGAUGUGCCAUCUGCUGGGAAUAAACCCAGAGGUCAACGACGGACACUUUGACAACGUCAAACGCAUGCUGGCCUCAGAGAAACUCCCAGAAGGAGACAGAGUCGCAGAGAACAAUACUUCCAUGCAGGUGGUGACUGGCUUGGCAGUAACAGUUGGGUUUCUCGCACUUGUGUUCGUCGUCGCCACUUCUUACAACGUGUGGAAAAAGAGAAGAGCAUAAAGAAAUGGAUCUCCAAUCAAAUGAAAGUUAAAGAAAAAAAGUAAUAGCAUAGUGUUUUUACUAUGGUUUGUGUAUAAAUCAUUACAACUGUCACGUAUAGAUGUUCAGGAUGUUAAUUUUGAAGAGCUGAUGCUUCACCACCCCUUCAAAUUGUUAUAUAUUCAGUUUCUGCACAAUUAAAGACAGGCCUUGUCAAUGUGACCUGAACAGAUGAAGAAAGUAAAUGAAUAAAUGUUGUGAUACAUGAAAUGUAUUUGGGGAUUUAGUGUCAGUUUAAAGUGGCAGUAAACUGUGUUAAAACUGUGAAUAAAGUGCACGCUACUGUAACAUUUCAAA
Messenger RNA from Solea senegalensis (Senegalese sole), 1780 nucleotides. Its product is annotated as ectonucleotide pyrophosphatase/phosphodiesterase family member 7-like. Lineage: Eukaryota; Metazoa; Chordata; Actinopteri; Pleuronectiformes; Soleidae. Bases 23 to 1444 code for a protein of 473 amino acids. The transcript is spliced from 5 exons. The record is from RefSeq and is a predicted model, not a curated record.